Messenger RNA from Rattus norvegicus (Norway rat), 1725 nucleotides. RefSeq names its product scratch family transcriptional repressor 1 (gene Scrt1). Gene Ontology annotation, molecular function: DNA-binding transcription repressor activity, RNA polymerase II-specific; RNA polymerase II transcription regulatory region sequence-specific DNA binding; sequence-specific double-stranded DNA binding. Gene Ontology annotation, cellular component: nucleus; nuclear body. The record is from RefSeq and is marked provisional. The transcript is spliced from 2 exons. Gene Ontology annotation, biological process: regulation of neuron migration; negative regulation of transcription by RNA polymerase II. Bases 287 to 1333 code for a protein of 348 amino acids. Lineage: Eukaryota; Metazoa; Chordata; Mammalia; Rodentia; Muridae.
AGGAAGGAAGGAAGGAAAGAAGAGAAAAGAAGAGAAGAGGAGGAAGGAAGGAAAGAAGGAAGGAAGGAGAGAGAGAGAGAAAGAGAGGAGGGAUCCGGAGAGGAAGAAGAAAAGACGCAGGGCAGAAAGAAGAGAGAGGACCACACUCGCCGAGCAGCAUCCACAGGCCAGACUGGGGACAGUGCUGCUUCCACCGCUCCUCGGAUGGUGACGGGGCCUCGCCGCGGACGCAGUCCCCCUGAGCCCCGGCUCUGCAGGCCCUCACUGCCGGAGCCCCGCAGGAAUCAUGCCCAGGUCCUUCCUGGUUAAGAAGGUCAAACUUGACACAUUCUCUUCGGCAGACCUCGACAGCUCCUACGGGCGCGCCCGCAGCGAUCUCGGAGUGCGACUGCAAGAUAAAGGAUACCUCAGUGACUACGUGGGGCCUGCGUCGGUCUACGAUGGCGACGCUGAGGCGGCAUUGCUCAAAGGGCCAUCCCCGGAGCCUAUGUAUGCUGCGGCUGUGCGGGGAGAGCUGGGUCCCGCGGCCUCUGGCUCAGCACCGCCGCCCACCCCUCGCCCAGAGCUGGCUACUGCUGCUGGCGGCUACAUCAACGGCGACGCGGCGGUCAGCGAAGGCUACGCGGCCGACGCCUUCUUCAUCACUGACGGGCGCUCACGCCGUAAGGCUGCUAAUGCCAACGCUGCCUCGGCCCCCUCGACAGCCUCGGUGGCAGCCCCCGACAGCGACGCUGGAGGUGGGGGCGGGCCGGGCACGCGAGGCUCUGGAUCAGGGUCCGCUAGUCGGGGUGGUACGCGCGUGGGGGCGGGCACCGAGGCGCGUGCGGGGCCGGGAGCCACGGGCGCUGGUGGCCGGCACGCGUGCGGAGAGUGUGGCAAAACUUACGCCACGUCGUCGAACCUGAGCCGCCACAAGCAAACGCACCGCAGCUUGGACAGCCAGCUGGCAAGGCGUUGCCCAACGUGUGGCAAGGUGUACGUGUCCAUGCCGGCCAUGGCUAUGCACCUGCUCACGCACGACCUGCGCCACAAGUGCGGCGUGUGCGGCAAAGCCUUCUCCCGGCCCUGGCUGCUGCAGGGCCAUAUGCGCUCGCACACGGGCGAGAAACCCUUCGGCUGUGCGCACUGCGGCAAGGCCUUCGCAGACCGCUCCAACCUGCGCGCACACAUGCAGACGCACUCCGCCUUCAAGCACUUCCAGUGCAAGCGCUGCAAGAAGAGCUUCGCGCUCAAGUCUUAUCUCAACAAGCACUACGAGUCAGCCUGCUUCAAGGGCGGCGCCAGCGGCCCCGCAACCCCUGCGCCGCCGCAGCUCAGCCCGGUUCAAGCCUAGGGCAGCGGGGCCUCCGCCAGCCAGGUCGGCUCUCAGCAAUACGGGCCCCCAGGGAAGUCUCCGCUGGCGUCCGGGCGGAGGGGCUGGAGGGCAGGCCCCUCCUCACAGCAAUAGGGGCAGGGAGCCGGCCCCACCCCGCCCCGCUCGCCAGGAGCCUUGCCAGCCCCUUCAAGCAAUAGGGUCCCGAGGGGAGACCCAUCCCGAAAACCCUCCCCUCUCCUCCAGGGUGCCCCAGGCUUUCUCCCAGCAAUAGGGUCGACCAGACCCAGAACCGAACCUCAUCUCUUAGUUGGGUCUCUGAAGACAGGGGUGAGGUGAGGUAAGGAGCGCCCUCCUCCCUCCUCUGCGCCUCUGGAUCGCGUUGCAGAGACUCAGGUCUUCCCCACCCCUUC